Molecule: messenger RNA, 573 nt
Organism: Mytilus trossulus (common blue mussel)
Lineage: Eukaryota; Metazoa; Mollusca; Bivalvia; Mytilida; Mytilidae
Exons: 1
Coding region: 1-573 (190 amino acids)
Source: RefSeq, a predicted model, not a curated record
AUGGCGGCUGAAAUCGGAGUGUAUGAUGGUGAUUUUGCGGAACAUAAUCUUGAACAAUUUAAAGGGAAUUAUAUUAUGGUCGAUGUAAACAUCCGACCGAAAUUGAAGGAAAAUUUGGAAAAAUGGAGAUCUAAAAAUAUAACAUUUUUACAAAACUCUUCUUUCGGUGCAUCUAAACAGUUUAAAAAUGCCAUGUUCGAUUGGAUAUAUAUUGAUGCUGGACAUGAUUACAAAGAUGUUUUAAAUGACAUGACUGUUUGGUAUCCAAAGUUAAAACCUGGAGGAUUAUUUUCCGGUCACGAUUAUUGUGUAAAUAAAAUGGAUCUUAAAACUACAAAGAAUGUUCCAUGGUGUGGAAUAUUUAAACCUGGACGAGAUUACAUGGCAUUUCGUGUAUUCAAAUCAACGAACAUUACUGGAAAAGAGAAACAAUCUUUUAUCGGAGUUGUUAAUGCCGUACGUUUUUUUGCUCAAUCAAAGUCCAUUCCAGAGGUAUUUUUCACAAUGGAAGAGCGUGAAACGUUAAAUGAUGAUGGUUUGGGUUCGUCUUGGUACUUUUUUAAGCCAAACUAA